Molecule: messenger RNA, 441 nt
Organism: Macrosiphum euphorbiae (potato aphid)
Lineage: Eukaryota; Metazoa; Arthropoda; Insecta; Hemiptera; Aphididae
Source: the annotation of a GenBank genome assembly
AUGUCAGCAUUUAACAAUUCCAGUACUAGUACUGACCAAAACGAUCCGAAUAAAGACAAAUCAAAAACUCCAAAAUCUAAAGAUAUGCAUUUACCCAUAUCAAGAGUACGUACCAUCAUGAAAAGUACACCAGAUAUUGAAAACAUAGGAUUACCAUCAUUGCAUGUUGUCACUAAAGCAACGGAACUAUUUAUACAAAAACUGGCACUGGAUGCUCUCAAAGGACAAAGACACUUCAGACAUUUAGAAUAUAACGAUCUUGCCAGAGCUGUUGAAGAAAAUGAAAAUAUGUAUUUCCUUAGAGAGGUUUUACCUAAAAAAAUUACUAUGGCUGAAUACUAUAAAUUGGUUGGUAAAGAGUCCUCAGAAGAUGGUGAGGACAAUGAUAACAGUUCACAAACAUCACAUUCUUCAUCAUCUUCAGUAUCAUCAGACAAUUAA